CAGGUCACUGCUGGAACGCACGCAGUCGCACUCGUUGCACCUGACCGCGGCUCUGCUGGCCUCUAUUCAGUUGUGUGUGGAUUGCCGCCUGGAGAUCCCACACGCGUUGAAAGUUCGUCCCUCCUUCGUACGCUGUUUACACGGAGAGUCCCUACUUUCGCUCGUAGGUACCAAACUGCUCGUCAUAACCGACGCACUCACAGCCGUGACGUUUGUGCAGGAUACGGCUGAAAGGGCGUACGCUGCGAUACUGAUCCUAGUUUACGCCGACAGAAGUGGGCAUGG
Molecule: messenger RNA, 285 nt
Organism: Sphaeroforma arctica JP610
Lineage: Eukaryota; Ichthyosporea; Ichthyophonida
Exons: 2
Source: RefSeq, a predicted model, not a curated record